AAAUGCAUUAUUCAUUCACAUCUCAAAUGAAUAGGUAAAGCUCUCACUGGAACCAAGGUUCAAAAGAAGUAUAACCUACAAUUUCACGGAUGAUGCUCAAUUUGAGGAUGAAUUCAUGGACCAUGCACGGAGACAUGAAUUUGCAGAUAUCACCUGGUAUGCAUCAAGACAUACAGCGGUGUACAGGUAUGAUGAUCGAGUUCCAUUAAACAGUAACGGAGAUGGAGUAUAUGACUUCCUUGGGUUCCAACCUAACCCAGUUCCGGUGUCCAUGACAGUUCGUGCUGCAGAGAAAGCAUUUGAGGCUGCAAAGAACGUCAAUGGGAAAUGCACAAUGGCAGCUUCAUUUGUGGGAUACAAGAAAUUAAUUGCCAACGGCCUGAAAAAUAAUAAACAAUUCUUCACAGGGUACCCAGUUGUUGGUUAUCAGGGUAAAAUGCAAACCUCUGGUUCCUGUCUAUACUCACCUGCGACGGACACCCUGAGCUCAUGUGCUUGGGAUCCAAGAAUCAAAGGGCUCUUCUUCUAUGAGACGACAGCAAUCUUCCCUGCUUCAAAGUUUGCAGAUUUCAUUCGUGACGUAAAGAAACUAAGAGACCUGAAACCAGAAAAUUUCUGUGGGGUGGAUAUCUACAAUGGAUUUCUGAUACGCUUCAUUAAGGCUUCUGGGGCAUAUCUAGGUCAAACUGAGGAUUCUGUCGUCGUUGAUUUCAACUACUAUCGAGCUGAUGAGGCUUCUACAUCAAGGCUGAACCAAGAUGUCUGGGAAGAGGUAGAGCAGAUGGCAUUCUUCAAGUAUGGAGCUAGACCACAUUGGGCCAAGAACAGAAACCUUGCAUUUGUAGGUGUACAACCGAAGUAUCCCAACUUCAACAAGUUCCUAGCAGCCAAAAAACAAUUGGACCCUCAAAACAUAUUUGCUAGUUACUGGUCAGAUGAGAUACUCAUUGGCAAAGAGGCAGCAAAAGGUGAGGGAUGCGCCUUGGAAGGACAAUGCGUAUGCUCAGAAGAUAGACACUGUAACCCAAGCAAGGGGUAUUUCUGCAAACCAGGCCUUAUUUAUACAGUAGCUCGGGUAUGCAGGUACUCUCCAUCCUCCAUGGCCUAAAAAAUUCCUGCAGAAUUUGAUGUCUUUGCUAUAGAAAAUUUUCAAGGAACCAUUAAUUAUAUUUAAGUGUCUGGUGAGAAAAAUCAAUGAAAAUAACCGAAUUUGGAUUAGCCCAUAUGCUAGAAAUUGGUCUGGUAUUUAGCAACCCAGCCUUUCUAUUCAGAAAUAGACAUGUUGAAUCACUGAGUGCUUGAACUUCAAACAGAUGUGGGCCUAUCUA
This is a messenger RNA of Macadamia integrifolia, 1328 nucleotides long. Its product is annotated as L-gulonolactone oxidase 3-like. Bases 116 to 1108 code for a protein of 330 amino acids. NCBI's taxonomy places the organism in Eukaryota, Viridiplantae, Streptophyta, Magnoliopsida, Proteales, Proteaceae. The transcript has 2 exons. Gene Ontology annotation, cellular component: membrane. Gene Ontology annotation, molecular function: D-arabinono-1,4-lactone oxidase activity. The record is from RefSeq and is a predicted model, not a curated record.